This is a messenger RNA of Cannabis sativa, 1209 nucleotides long. RefSeq lists its product as uncharacterized. Bases 1 to 1209 code for a protein of 402 amino acids. Lineage: Eukaryota; Viridiplantae; Streptophyta; Magnoliopsida; Rosales; Cannabaceae. The transcript is spliced from 6 exons. The record is from RefSeq and is a predicted model, not a curated record.
AUGCUGCAAUCUUUCAUGCCAGUAUCAAAGGGAGAAGAAGGAAAAAGAGAAUCUUGUCCAUUGAAGAAACUGAUUGCACUAGAGUUCAUGAACCUGGUUGAAUUUCUCUCAGCUCACUUUACUUGUGAGGAAGUGAAGAAAGUUGUUUUUGAUAUUCCUGGGAUUAAAACACCCAGUCUUCAUGGAUUUGCUAGUUUCUUUUUCCAAGAUAAUUGGGAUAUUGUGGGAACUGUGGUCAAGUGUCCAAACACAGUGAAAGACUUCAGACCCAUUGCAUGUUGCAAUGUCAUUUACAAGGUAGCUAGACUUAAACAUAUUCUCCCUGAGCUUGUUGCACAAAAUCAAGGAGGAUUUGUUAAAGGAAGGUAUAUUGGCCACAAUAUUAUGAUUUGCCAGGAUUUGCUCAGACAUUAUGGAAGGAAGGCCAACAAGCCUAGCUGCAUGAUCAAGUUGGAUCUUCAAAAGGCUUAUGAUACAAUUGAGUGGGGAUUUAUUGAGGAAAUUUUAAGGGGUUCAAGGGAAGGAGAUCCCAUGUCUCCUUUGCUUUUUGUUUUGGGAAUGGAAUAUAUGUCUAGAAUUAUGAAGAAGAUUGGAAAGAAAAUUGGCUUCAAGUAUCAUGAAAGGUACUAUAGUAGUGUGAUGUAUCUUCUUCAGGGUCUUAAGCUUUUCUCAAUGACAUCGAGGUACUGCCUAUACUUGGGGAUUCCUAUUGGGGCUCAAAAGAUUUCGAGUGAAGACUGUGCAAUACUAGCUGAAAAGAUGAAAGGGAGGAUCAGAACCUGGAGUACUAGGCAUCUUUCUUUUGCGGGAAGAGUAGUGUUGAUCAACUUAGUUUUAAUGUCUAUUCAUUCUUACUGGAGUCAAGUGAUGCUGCUACCUUGCAAAGUGAUCAAGGAAAUAGAAUCUAUCUGCAAGUCUUUUCUAUGGAAAGGGCAACACAUGUUUCAAGGGCCUGGUGCCAUUGCUUGGGACAGAGUGUGCCAAAGCAAGACAGCUCGAGGUAUUGGCUUUAAAAGAGUGAGAGAGUGGAACAUGGCUGCAAUGGUGAAGUACAUUUGGGCUGUAGCUAAAAAAGAAUAUAGCUUAUGGGUUAAAUGGGUGCACACAGUCUAUAUCAAAGAAAAAAAUUGGUGGUGCGAUUCAAUUCCCAUACAUGGGAGCUGGUACUGGAGGAAAUUAGUGGCACUGAAGAAUCAACAUAGCUCCUAG